AAUGGAAACCAUGAAUCAUGGGCAAAUAUUCACAACUCGGUCAUCCAUGUGAAGUUUUAGGAUGCGCUGUCUCUUGAGGAUUUGGUCGAAACAUAUUAUAUGUAGAUGCUAAAAAAAGAGGAAGAGGGAAUUCCCACAAUGUCGGUUUAACUUACUUGCACCAAGACAAAUAUACGUACACACACAUAGUCACAUGUGAAUAAAGGUUGCAGCAAGGUCAAUAUCUGGCAUUUUAGUAGACGGUGUGUUUUUGUUUUUAUUUGAGUGUGCUGUUACCAAACGUUAAGUUCUACAUCAUUUGUUUUUGUUUUGUUUCUUUUACACGUAGACGACUAGGUAAGCGUUAAUUUUUUUUCCCCGAAACUGGUAAUAUAUCCACCAAUGUUUAUUGAAAUUGUAACUUAAAGCCCCCCAAUAUGUUAUUUUUCUGGAGUUUACAAGAUGACCAUGCGUGCUAUAACUUUCCAUCUGACAUUUGACUUCCAGUCUAAUGCAACUUACCCAGAUUCUUACCAGAAGCCACAUCAGAUGCAGCUAAUUAGGCAAACACCCCUCUCAGAGUAUGUGUGUGUCAGAGAGAGUGAAAGCGAGAGAGAGAGAGAGAUAAAGGAAGAGCGCGCUAGCGAGAGAGUGAAAGAGAAGGAGGAGUGACAGAAAGGGAAAGAAAAGAGGGAAGAAAGAGACUCAUUAAGCCAAGUUGUUCUCAGCACUCGUUCUGCAACACAGACUCUCUGUCUCUCUCUUUUUUUCUCUCUCUCUCUCUCCCUCCUCCCCCCCCCUUCUCUCUCUCGCUCUCUUUUGCUCUCUCUCUCUUUCUCUCUAUCUCUCUCUCUCACACAAACCACACACACAUACUUAAAAACAUAAAGCAGAAGUGGACACGGUUUCAGUCGCCGCGGUUGGCUAUGGCUCAGGGCUCUGACAGCAAUGACACAAGUUACAAGUCCCCAUCACCUGGAAGCAGGCCGAGCUCCUCAGAUGAUGCGAAGAAGGUGAUGCGGAGAGAGAAGAACCGGAUCGCUGCUCAGAAGAGCAGAAUGAGGCAAACUCUGAAAGCUGACACCCUACACUUGGAGAGUGAGAACCUGGAGAAGGAGAACACUGCGCUGAAGAAGGAGGUGAAGCAGCUGACGGAGGAGGCCAAGUAUCUGUCCUCUGUGCUGAGCAGCCAUGAGCCUCUGUGCACCGGCCUGGCUCCUCAGACCCCCGAGCUCCUCUACCCUCCUCAUCACAGCAGCAGCUACCACCACCAGCACAUCACUGUACCACACUACCAGCACUGAUCUGACUGUGCUGUGAACAGAUGACCUCAAGGGAGAGAAAGACUGACUGGAAAUGUGUCUAUGAAUGUUAAUGUUCAAAACGUGAACAUUAACAUGAUAGGCCAUUAAUAUGUCUGACAAACAAUGACAGUGCGGACCCCAUACUGUAACAAGCCGUGUUCGUGCUUGUGCUCGUCUCUUUGCUUUUACCUGAUAAAUAUCCGUGAUCUGUGUGUGGACUUAAACGGCUCGAUGAGUAGAUAUAUCAACCAGUCGAUGUUUACAUUGGGAGUACCUACUGUAUGUUCAGGUGUCUCAGACGAUGCAGUAUUUUUGUACAUUUUUUGUGUCAUGGAGAGCGCCUUUUGUCAUCCCGUCAUGUUUUGAAUUUCUCGUGUUUUUAUAAUGUGUGUGUGUGUAAAUGUUGAUCGACAAUGCUCAGGAGAUUUUGACAGAUUUGAUUGUGGACAAAGAGAAUGUAAAGUCGAGAUUCUAAAAAAAAAACAAGGCUUCAAUGUACCAAAAAAAAGAAACGCCUGGCAGUGAAGGAUGGACAUUCGAAGGGUCUCGACUUGUGUACUGGUGAUAAUGCUGAGGUGGGAGAGAACCCAGAAACAUAUAUUUAUUAAAUGUGAUGCCUUUUAGGUGAUCAUUUCUGACCUCCA
Molecule: messenger RNA, 1927 nt
Organism: Cottoperca gobio
Lineage: Eukaryota; Metazoa; Chordata; Actinopteri; Perciformes; Bovichtidae
Gene: batf
Product: basic leucine zipper transcription factor, ATF-like
Exons: 3
Coding region: 906-1283 (125 amino acids)
Biological process (GO): regulation of transcription by RNA polymerase II
Cellular component (GO): nucleus
Molecular function (GO): RNA polymerase II cis-regulatory region sequence-specific DNA binding; DNA-binding transcription factor activity, RNA polymerase II-specific
Source: RefSeq, a predicted model, not a curated record